AUGCAAUUGCAUCUGCCAUUGCUCGUGCAAGCACCGAAAUUGCCACAGAAGAAGCCACUGGAUUUGCAAUCUGAAGGGAAGGUCCAACGAGCUACCCAGCCACUGCUAUUUGCCACUGCAGAAUCCUCUGACCACCGCAUCAAGCUGACUUGCCCCAGGUGGAACUGCAAGAACUCGGUCAGAUUAGGAUUAUCCGGAGGAUUCAGCACCAGCGAGCUGCCAUUGUCUGGUCAUGUCACCAUCCAAUCUGGGAAGGUGCCCAGGCUGGGAUGCCCAUCGGUGACGUUGGCCCCCGUGUCGCCGGCGAGCCCGAGCCUGGCGCCGGGGAGCAGCGAGUCGCCGGGGGAAUCGAAGCUCUACCACAGGACCCGCGAGGCGUUGGUCUGGUCCCUCACCACCAGGUUGCCGUUGCCGAGGAGCACCGCGGCGGCGGCGGGCGGCGGGGCGCCCGGCGUGUCCCCAGCCACGGGCGAACACCAGAGGGUAGACCCGGCCUCCGUGAUGCACACGUUGCCGGCGAAGACCUCCAGCGCGGCGGCGGAGAGGUCGGAGAUGACGACCCUGUCCCCGACCCAGAACGUGGGGCUGGUGCUCGGCAUCCUCUUGAAGCGGACGCCCAAAAAGUGGUGGAUGCCAGCGCCCGGGGCGAAGAAUCCCAGCUCGAAGUCGCCGUUCUUGGACACUAGUGUCUGGUUCCCGGAGAUGCCCGCGCCGGGGAGGAUGAUGUCCGUCGCCGAAGCAGCGACGGCCAGCAGGAGGAAAAAGACGAGGAAGGUGGGCGGCGUGCACCCGCGAGGCCCCAACGCAGCGGGCGCGAGCCGGGGGGAGGGGUCGGGGCAGAGCCCGCCGCAGGCCACGCGAUGCCCCAGCCACUGCGGGCGCAAGCCUGGGGAGGAGCGGGCGGAGUGA
Molecule: messenger RNA, 909 nt
Organism: Miscanthus lutarioriparius
Lineage: Eukaryota; Viridiplantae; Streptophyta; Magnoliopsida; Poales; Poaceae
Source: the annotation of a GenBank genome assembly